UCAAUUAUAUCCAAUUUCGAAAAAUGCCGCGCGAAAUUCAAGAGGGCGCUAGCGUCGCGCGAGCGCGCAUGCGUAAGCUCUCCCCGCCAUUAGUCCUUUCAGCGUCUGUUCUCAUCAGCCGAAGAAUGGCACCGAGGUACGAGUUGGCCGUAGGCCUGACCAAGGGGCACAAAACCACGAAAAUUCGUGUGGCUAAGAAUAAGGUCGAGAAGGAGAAGACCGUUGUCCUUCGACCGGCCCGUUUGAAGGGGCGUCAAACAAAGCACAGCAAAUUCGUCAGAGACCUGAUUCGUGAGGUGACCGGCCAUGCCCCGUACGAAAAGCGUGCUAUGGAGUUGCUGAAGGUCUCCAAGGACAAGCGAGCAUUGAAAUUCCUGAAGAGAAGGUUGGGCACGCACAUUCGCGCUAAGAGGAAGCGCGAGGAACUGGGUAAUAUUCUGGUCCAGAUGAGAAAGGCCGCCGCCCACCACUAAUCAUGGGUGGUUUGAUUAUUUGUAAGAACAUACAAAUUAAGGAAAAAAAAUAAAAUGGAUUACAAUCAUUCAUAAAA
Messenger RNA from Diachasmimorpha longicaudata, 550 nucleotides. RefSeq names its product large ribosomal subunit protein eL36 (gene RpL36). The record is from RefSeq and is a predicted model, not a curated record. The transcript has 4 exons. Gene Ontology annotation, molecular function: structural constituent of ribosome. Bases 24 to 473 code for a protein of 149 amino acids. NCBI's taxonomy places the organism in Eukaryota, Metazoa, Arthropoda, Insecta, Hymenoptera, Braconidae. Gene Ontology annotation, cellular component: ribosome; cytosolic large ribosomal subunit. Gene Ontology annotation, biological process: cytoplasmic translation.